Messenger RNA from Nerophis lumbriciformis (worm pipefish), 1016 nucleotides. RefSeq names its product KxDL motif containing 1 (gene kxd1). NCBI's taxonomy places the organism in Eukaryota, Metazoa, Chordata, Actinopteri, Syngnathiformes, Syngnathidae. Gene Ontology annotation, cellular component: BORC complex. Gene Ontology annotation, biological process: lysosome localization. The record is from RefSeq and is a predicted model, not a curated record.
GAUGCUACCUUUUCAUUCCAUUUAACGAAAAUAGGUCGAUUUUUUACAUCCAUUCUGUGGAACUUGAGCUUAUCUCCCGUCUGCCGUCAUGGAGGAGCCCACAGCUUCCGGCGUGUUCUGCAGCAGGAUGCUGAGCAUGGUGAACUCCGAGGACGUGAACGCCAUCAUCCAGGCUCAGAGACACAUGCUCGACCGCUUUGAGAAAACCAACGAAAUGCUCAUCAAUUUCAACGGGCUGUCCAACGUGCGGCUGCAGCAGAUGAACGAGCGCUUCCUGCUGCACACCCGGACGCUGGUGGAGAUGAAGAAAGAUCUGGACAGCGUCUUCCGAAGGAUCAGGACGCUCAAAGGGAAGAUUGGCAAGCAGUAUCCUGAAGCUUUUAGUAACGUCCACAAGUCGCCCGGCUCGGAGGACGACGACGACGACGACGACGACUUGGACCCGGCGCCCCCGAGCGGCGCCACCACCGUCACGACAGUUACCUCGGGUCAGAGCACAGACUCCUGCGACACCAGCCCGGACGUGGUCUCGCCCGCCGCCAGCAGGUGUUCCGAGGAGCUGUCUCAGGACACGCCCACCUCUGACGCACACCACACGGCCGGCCUGCAGGACGAGGGUCCAGACUCUGUGCCUGCUGAGGAGUAACUAGGAUGGACAAUAUUCAUAUAUAUAUAUAUAUAUAUAUAUAUAUAUAUAUAUAUAUAUAUAUAUAUACACUAGAUGGCUUUUUUGUGUUUGUCUGCUUAUCAUAUUUCAUGUGAAGGUAAUGUUUACACACGUUAACAUGCUGAAGUCAUUGGGGAUGAUUUAAUCAUGUAAAGUUUCAGUGUUAAAAUGAUGAAAUAUAUAAUUGUGUGAAUGCUCCAAAACAUUCACUCAUGUUUUCUACACCAAAAUUCAUCUAUUUAUUAUUUAACUUCUUCUUCUUCUCCAGGUUUUGCCGCGCUCUACCUUCCACAUUUUUCACCCGAUUCAAAGCGUCGCGACUUCAAACUGUUCGGCCUAUUCGGGAGUC